Messenger RNA from Cyclocybe aegerita, 996 nucleotides. NCBI's taxonomy places the organism in Eukaryota, Fungi, Basidiomycota, Agaricomycetes, Agaricales, Hemipholiotaceae. The record is from the annotation of a GenBank genome assembly.
AUGAGGAUUCUUCGAGGGGCUACCGCUGCCACUGUCAUACACCUCCUUAUAUUUCAAGUUGGCAAUACCACCGCUGCUCUUGGCGGUACCAAUACCGAACUCAAAGCAAAUCUCCUCGACAUUCAUAACCAGCGCCUAGCAGCCAUGGAUGCGAAUAGCAUUGACUUCAUGGUUUUGUCCUGCGCUCAACCGUGCAUCCAAGGUAUUGCCGACCCCGAGGCCGCUGCAGCGAUGUCUGUCACCGUAAACAACCAGCUCGCCGCUUUGAUAUCCAACAACACUGAAAGGUUCGGAGCAUUUGCUUCUCUCGCGAUGCAAAAUGCGACAGCUGCAGCUUUGGAACUCGAACGCACUGUCGAAGAACUCGGCUUCUUGGGUGCGCUGGUAAACGAUUACCAGCAGUCAGGUUCUGACAGUCUAACACCUCUGUAUUAUGACCAGCCAGAGUAUGCCAUUUUCUGGCAGAUGGUUUCUGAUCUCGGUGUUCCUGUAUACUUCCACCCACGAGCCGACAUUGCACCGAUCCUGGAUUUCCAAUACGCUCACGCCCCCUUCCUGAAAGGCCCGGCCCAAGAAUUCGCUGCCACCCUGUCGACUCACAUUCUGGGGCUGUGUGUUAACGGCGUUUUUGAUCGCUUCCCUAAUUUGAAGAUCAUCGUGGGUCAUAUGGGAGAGAGGAUACCUUCUGAUCUCAUCCGCAUAGACACUCAACUUCUCCGCCAGUUGGAACUCGGUAUGCCUAUGAAGCAGAAUGUGACUAUGUACUUCCGCAAGAACAUCUAUGAAACCACAUCCGGCAACUUUGCCACGGACCUCUUGAAGUUCCACAUAGGGGAAAUCGGUCUGGAUCAUAUUAUGUAUUCUAUCGAUUAUCCAUUCGUGAACAUACCCGAUGGCACCAUGUGGAUCGAUUCUCUGAACAAGACACUGAAUGAAGAGGAUUUGAACUCGUUAAAGCGGGGCUUGGCCAUCAAGGUGCUUCGUCUCAACGAUUAA